AAACCGGCCCCUCGGAGGAGGCAGGAUGCCGCCGAAGGGGAAGGACAAAAGGAAAGGCAAGGACAAAGGCAGAGGCGAGAAGAAGUCAAUAAAAAUAGAUGAAUCUGUGAUGGACAGAGCCAAGGCCAAUGCCUCCCUUUGGGAAGCCAGGUUAGAAGUCACAGAACUCUCUAGGAUUGAGUAUCGUGAUACUUCCCGGAGACUGGCAAAAAGUAAUGAAGACUUAAAGAAACAGCAGUAUAAAAUGGAGAAAGACACAAUGUCUGUAUUAAGCUACCUAAAGAAGCAGGAUCAGGAGAAAGAUAAUAUGAUUGAAAAACUGAAACAGCAAUUGAUUGAAACAAAGGAAAAAUCCCAAGAGGAAAAGGAAAGAUUGAAACAGAAGUAUACUGAGAAAAUUAAUGAGCUGGAGGGACAAUUCCAUCAAAAAGCCAAAGAAAUUGGCAUGAUUCAGACAGAGCUGAAAACAAUAAAACAAUUUCAGAAGAGAAAAAUCCAAGUGGAGAAAGAAUUAGAUGAUCUGAAGGAAAAUUUAAGGAACACAGAGCGGAAACAUCAGGAGAUGCUUAGAAGACUAGAAGGCAGGUUUUUUGAAGAAAAGCACCGUCUAGAACAAGAAACUGAAAAGAAGAUCAUAACACUGGCAGAGAGAGCCCACCAUGAAGCUGUUGUGCAAUUGAACAAUGCUGGAAGAAAUGUUUUUAAAGAGAAUGUUUAUCUCCAGAAAGCCCUCGCAUACCACCUGAAGGAAGCUGAUGCUCUACAAAAAAACUCCCAGAAGUUGCAAGAAAAUCAUACUCUCCUUUUACAUCAAAAGGAGAUCAAUGAACUGUUGGUUAAGGAAAAGAUUAUGCAGCUUACCCAACAGAGGUCACAAAUCCAGGCUCUUCAGAAGAAGAUCAUAAGCUUGGAGACUGCUCUAAAUUAUAUGACCAAAGAAUUUGAGACUGAAGUUUUAAAACUGCAGCAACAGGCAAUGGUAGAGAACCAAGCGGGUCAGGUAGAAAUCGACAAGCUGCAGCAACUUCUUCAGAUGAAAGAUAGGGAAAUGAAUCGAGCAAAGAAGCUGGCCAAGAACAUACUGGAUGAGAGAACAGAAGUGGAAAGAUUCUUUUUAGAUGCUCUUCACCAAGUGAAGCAACAGAUUCUAUUUAGCAGGAAGCAUUAUAAACAGAUAGCACAAGCUGCUUUCAAUUUAAAAAUGAGAGAAGCAUGUGCAGGAAGAACAGCAUAUCCAAAAAUCAGAACAUUUCAUGGCAGAGAGCACAGCACCAAUAGUGUGAAUCAGGAUCUGAAGGAGGCUGAGAAAUGGACAAGUAUUCAAGGAAACGUGGAUAUUGGUGAUUUGACCUGGGAGCAGAAGGAGAAAGUCUUGAGACUACUCUUUGCAAAAAUGAAUGGUUUUGUACCUAGGAAAUACAGCCAGAGCUCUAGGCCUCCCGUUCCAGACUAUGUUGUUUCUAACAGUGAAGAAACAGAGGAAUUUAGGGAUGAGAGUAAGCUUCAAGAUCAAACCUUUAUCACUCAGCAAGUCCCAAUAUCAGACUCUUCUGGUGAAAUGGUGUUACCCAGUAUUCCAAAAGGAUCACAAGAGUCUGACAUAGGGACCUACUGAGAAGUACUGAUGAACAUAUGACUCCAUAGAUGCUGCUGGCAGGCUCUUCCUUGCAGAAUCCUUGCUCCUGAUUAUGCCCAAGAAAGUUUUUUAAAGAAAAAAAAAAUUUUUUUUAACUCAAAAGUUACCUGUUUGCCAUAGAAAUUGGUGUCUCCCCUGAAGGAAGAUCGAGAGCCAGUGAAUGAGAACAUUGGCAAAGGCACUGGAAUGGGGACAUUCACUCCCACCUAAAGCAGAAUAAAUCCAUGUCAACUAUGAAGCGAAGGACUCAAACAAAGGAACUCUCCACUUAGAAGUAUAAAGGCAUCAGAAACCAAUUUUAAAUACCUAACUUCCACCCCCAUCCUCCACCCCAUGAACUUAUUCCUGAGGAAGAAAUGGAGCAUUGUGGGAGAUUAGAGAAUCAAACUAUAAGCAAGGUGCAGUGACUGACCACUAUUUACUGUUUCUUCCUCGUGGGAAACCAGAGAUGGCUAUGAGAAUCUCCUAAACAUUCCGUUCACAAACCUGUCCAACAUCCACCAGGUGGGAAUAUUUCCGAGCAGUGGCUCCAUUAGUGGUGAAGAUGGCAGUUCCAUUUCCAUAUGGGUUGUCAUUUACAAUUUUGAUGGCUUCAUCCAAUGUUUCUGUCUCCAGAACCACAAGAACUGGACCAAAAAUCUCUUCUUUGUAACAGGUCAUAUUUGGCUGCAAGGAAUAAUGUCCAGAAAAGAAGUUAGCUUUUUGGAGUCUAAGGAUUUUGUUUAUUUGGUACUUUCACUUACUCUACCCAUCCUUUACGUAAACAGUUUUCAUUUUAGCAAUCACUUUUCAUUUUAAACCACUUAUAAAAAAAGUCCCCUCUUGCUCUGUUCCAGCUUCCAAGCUCCCAAUCCUAUAAACAACUUGAAAUUCCUA
This is a messenger RNA of Carlito syrichta (Philippine tarsier), 2512 nucleotides long. RefSeq names its product basal body orientation factor 1 (gene BBOF1). The record is from RefSeq and is a predicted model, not a curated record. The coding region runs from base 26 to 1615 and encodes 529 amino acids. Lineage: Eukaryota; Metazoa; Chordata; Mammalia; Primates; Tarsiidae. The transcript has 12 exons.